Molecule: messenger RNA, 1440 nt
Organism: Talaromyces marneffei
Lineage: Eukaryota; Fungi; Ascomycota; Eurotiomycetes; Eurotiales; Trichocomaceae
Exons: 2
Coding region: 1-1440 (479 amino acids)
Biological process (GO): protein stabilization
Molecular function (GO): protein-folding chaperone binding
Source: RefSeq, a predicted model, not a curated record
AUGAACGAAGCAACCCAAGGCGACAAAGCCGCCUCCCAGUCCAACUGGCCCGUCGCCAUAACGCACUACACAAACGCUCUCAUCGAAAACCCGCGCGCCCCCAGCUACUACAUCAAACGAGCUACAGCCUACUCUCGCCGCAAAGCCGUGGAUGGCGGACCGGAUCUCCACGCCGCUUUGGGAGAUGUCGAGCUUGCUCUAGCGCUGGCAAGGGAACGAGGGAAAAGGGAACUCAUUAUUGACGCGCAGCUGCGGCGGGCGAUUGUUUUGUUUCAGCUCGAACGGUUUGGCGAUGCGGGUUACUUGUUUGAUUUGCUUGAGGGCAAGUUGGGGAUAAACGAGAGUGCUGGUGCAGCUGACAAAUCUGCGCAGGUGCAGGCUGCAAUGUCCGCUCAGAAAGGGUCGCAGCAAAAAUUGGAGAAUGAGUUGAAGAUUUGGAAACUCAAGGUUAAGGGCAAGCUUAGCAAGUUGGAGGCCGGCGAUGAGAAGCUUGCGGUGUCGAUUAAGGAAUAUCCUGAUACCAAGAUUCCGGAGGAGGGGCAGCUGAGGAAGCGCCUUAAGGAGCAGCUUUCUUCUUCUGGAGCGGCGUCGGUUGUGGAUAAGACAAAGGAGAGUAAGCUGGAUGUGUCGGGUUCGACAUCUGCGGCCCCGCCGUUUACAGCUGGCCCUGGUGCGACGGCUGCUUCUGCUACAGCACCCGCGCCUUCAUCCGCGCCAGUCAAGAUUCGACAUGAGUGGUAUCAGUCACAGGAUACCGUUGUUGUUACCAUCUAUGCUAAAAGCGUCGACAAAUCAAAGCUAGAGACUGAUCUCCAAGACAACUCCCUGUCCCUCGAAUUCCCUCUCCCAUCUGGAUCAACAUACUCGUUUAACCUCGACCCAUUGUACGCCCCCAUAGACACGGCUCUGUCCAAAGUCAAUGUGCUAUCUACCAAAAUCGAAAUUACGCUUCGCAAACGAACGCCGGGACAGAAAUGGGGUGCUCUCGAAGGCUCAGCGACGGCUCCUAUUAUAUCUGAUUCCGCGAACACCAUCACCGUAAACUCGACCGCCACAGUGCCAACCACACAGACUCCUGCUCAGGUCAACAACAACAACGUAGGCGGUCCCUCAUACCCGACUUCAUCCAGACACGGAGUUAAGAACUGGGAUAAACUCGCCCAAGAUCUAACAUCGAAGAAAAAGAAAGACGAGAAGAAGAAAGAGACUAAAGACGCCGACGCUGAGGACGACGACGAUGACGCCGCAUCGGUAGACUCAGAUAUUGGCAGUGGCGACGCAGUAGACUCCUUCUUCAAGAAGCUGUAUGCUGGCGCGGACCCAGACACACGUCGCGCCAUGAUGAAGAGUUUCUAUGAGAGUCAAGGGACGGCCCUAAGCACCAAUUGGGAUGAGGUUGGGAAGGAGAAGGUGCCUGUUCACCCGCCUUCUAGCGAUUAG